This is a messenger RNA of Staurois parvus, 447 nucleotides long. The record is from the annotation of a GenBank genome assembly. Lineage: Eukaryota; Metazoa; Chordata; Amphibia; Anura; Ranidae.
AUGAUUGACCUGAUUAUAUAUAAAUACAAACUACUCUUUCCUCAGGUACUGUUGGUAAGCAGCAGUCGCUAUCCAGAUCGUUGGAUUGUCCCAGGUGGAGGUCUGGAGCCAGAGGAGGAGCCCAGUGCAACAGCUGUUCGAGAAGUUUUUGAAGAGGCUGGAGUUAAAGGCACGUUGGGUCGAAUGCUGGGUGUGUUUGAAAACUUUGAGAGGAAACACAGAACAUUUGUUUAUGUCCUGACUGUGACUGAGGUCCUGGACGAUUGGGAGGACUCUGUUAGCAUCGGGCGGAAGCGCUGCUGGUUCAGCAUUGAGGAAGCUGUUCAUGCUUUGCAGGGACACAAACCAGUGCAGGCAUCCUACUUCCAGAGUCUGAGGCAGAACUGCCACCCUAACAAUGGAGCCAUCCCCCUGCCUAGUCAGAGUUCCCUUCCGGAUGUCAGAUGA